CCCUGUACACACACACAGUAUUGAUCCUGAUGGUGGCGAGGACGGGGAUGGAGGAAAACAUCACAGAGAAAGAGGUCCAGAUACACCCAGAAGCUGCUAACAGAAACCCAACAUACGGUACCCAAUACUAUGGUACUGUUGCAGCUACCAUGGGGGGACUGGCCAUGGGGACUCUGCUGGGGUACUCAUCUCCGGCUGGUCCACACCUGAUGGCCAGCACCAACAACAGAUCUCGGGUAUUGAGUAACUCAACGGGGCAGCCGCUGCAGCUAAGCCAGGCGGAGUACAACUGGUUCUCGUCGUCAGUCACUCUGGGAGCUGCUGCUGGUGCCCUGAUGGGCGGCCUGUGUAUCAACUCAAUAGGCAGGAGAGGCACCAUGUUGAUCUUCUUCGUGCCCUACCUGACUGGGUGGGCCCUAGUAGCUGCAGGUGGGAGCUUCGGCAUGAUGGUGGUGGGGCGGGUGAUGUCAGGCGUCUGCAUGGGCAUAACUUGUGUUGCGGUACCCACCUACAUCGGGGAAAUCGCUUCCGCUGAGAUCAGAGGCGUUCUGGGAAGUGGCUUUCAGUUGAUGGUAACCUUGGGCAUCUUGAUGGCAUAUGUGACGGGAGCGGUUGUCACCAGCUGGACGUGGUUAGCGGCUGUGUGCACUCUUCCCACCGUUGUCCACGCCAUCAUGCUGUGCUUCACCAAGGAAUCUCCUACCUUUUUUGUCUCUAAGGGAAAUACUGAGGAGGCGGUUUCAUCUCUCCAGUACUUCCGAGGACGUCACUACGACAUCAUGCCAGAGCUCAACAUAAUCUCCAAGUCACUUGAAGAAGCCAAGCUCAACAAUGCAUCUAUAUGGGACCUCCUGAAGCCCUACAACUUGAAGCCUCUCCUUAUUUGUCUCUCUAUCUUGUCCUUCGCACAGUUCUCAGGGAUAACACCUGUUCUCUUCAACUUAUCAACUGUAUUUAAGGACUCGGGGAGCAAGAUGUCAGAGAACGCCAGUGCCAUCAUCGUCGCUGGGGUUCAGGUACUGGCAACUCUGGUCGGUGCUCUGCUCAUGGAUAAGGCUGGUAGGCGAUUCCUCCUCGCCAUCUCGUCUGGCUUCAUGUGUGUUUCUGUUGUGAGUCUGGGGGCGUAUUUCUACGUAAAAGAGCAGGACAGCAAGUGGGCGGUGGAGACUUUGGGUUGGCUCCCGCUCACCUCCCUCAUCAUCUUUGUUUCCGCGUAUUCCAUCGGCUUCGGUCCUACUGUCUGGGUCCUGAUGGGUGAACUGUUUUCACCUGAAGUGAAGGAAGCCUCAGCGAGUAUAGUCACAGUGGUGAACUGGCUUACAUCCUUCACCAUCACCCUCACCUUCCUCCCGCUGCAGACGGCCUUGGGAGACUACAGCGCCUUCUGGCUCUUCGGUGGGGUGUGUCUUCUGGCCUUCUUUUUCACCCUCCUGCUGGUGCCAGAGACCAAGGGCAAAACGCUGCAGGAGAUCACUGCGCAAUUCGGAAAUCGGAGUUCUAUCGACUAGAGACACCAGCAUCAAGCAGAGUAAAUACAACUUCAAGCAAUCGAUGCCGACUGAAGACUCCUACUGGUCGGUGACAUUUUUAAACCUCUUUUUAAAGAUGAAGAGUGACUUCAAAAAGCGGCUUAUGGAACACUUUCUUAAUGAGUUGUAAGCCCUGAUAACAAGCACGAAGCAAGUGUAGUUCGGGGAUUGACAAAUAAUCACAAACAAAAGCGAGAUGUGGAUAUUCAUGAACCACAUGUGGACCUUGUGCCUAUACUGGAAACAUAUCUUGCAACUCUACACAAGCUGGUGAAAAACUCUGCCUUAAACAAUCAGUAAGGUAUUGUAGGGUAUUCGUACUCAACUGAAUAAUUCUACAUUACCUGUUUAAGUGUACAGUCACCUCCAAAAUCCGCGUCUCCUUCAGAACGAGUCAGUAUCAACUCUAAAUGAAGUAAUGCAGCACGAGCAGUGUUGGGGUCCUGAACUACACACACCUGUGAGUAUUCUUGGUUACAAUGUCCCUUACCUGAGGAUGUUAUACACAUUUCCUCUAACAUUUUGUUCUGGAUGUAAUAGUAAAAAAAUAUGAACGAAAAAUGUAUUGACUUUUAGAUAAUGAACACAUCUGGAUAUGGUGCCACCGCAUAUUUUGCCCCCGACGGCCGUGGCAGGCAUUUUCCAAAAUGGCGGUCAGAAACGUCACUUCAAGACAUAUUGUGGGACUAAAAUAGUUGCAGUUGACAUUCUAAGGCGCUAAAAGACAAGGACAGAGGAGAUAAACCAAAAUCAAACAUGGUUUUAUUCCGUCAUUGGUAAAUACAGUAGGUGAAUUUGCAAGUACAGCGAGUUGUGGAGCAGUAUUCGCCAAUCUAGGAAGUCAAUGAUGGGAGCACAGUCCUUCACACACACACAUACAGUACUAUGCAUUCAAGUGCAGCCUUUUUGCACUUGCAGCCCUUCACACAUCCCUUCUUGCAUCUGCACGAGACUUUAGCUCAUAACAGGUGUGGGCAGCCUCAGGUAGUGUCGUCCAAAACGGUGUGUACAAGCCUUCUGCAUUCUUCGUCUAGCCCCAGCUGGUUGGUGGAGGCAGCUGUGGUGAUGGUACCAGGGUUUGGCCCCAGACAUGACCCCCCUGGUAGGCUGCCCUUUUAAUAUGCUCCCCUAAGGCUGCCUUUGUUGGUGGAAUCAGCUGCACGUUGUUCUCUUUGGCGAAUAACUUCCUUCGCGCCUUGUUGAUGUCCAUGCAUGAGCUGGUUCCGUCAUACAGGAGGAUAACGAACCUCUCGAUGAUGUGCACGACAUCUUCUGGUAUGACUUUUGAUGCAGCAGAAGGCUUCAGCAGCGCCUCUGUCAGCUCUGGGUAGACAGCCCAUAUUGCCCAGGCAUUCUUUUUACCAUGGCCAGAAAAAGUAGACACAGUGUCGCACCCUGUCAGGGCAUGGAACAUUGGCAGUGCCAGCGCCUUCUCUGGUCCCAGACAUGCUGCCAUUUCGUGAGCUGCAGUGAAUUAAACUCCACUGCCAACAUACAGUCACACCCAGCAGGGCAAUUAUGUAAAAUAUCAGUAAUUGUUGGUGGUCAUUUUGGAUGAUGGCUGCAACGACCGUCAGCAGCUAAAUCUGCGGUGGCACUGUGGCGUACUGAAUGUGGCCAGUAGAUAUCUCACGCUCAGGAUGAGGUAGGAGAGAAACUCACAAUGCGUUUUCUUUAUAUAUUGUAAGUACAGUGCUCAGAGGUCCUGUUGGGUGAGUAGCAUGCUGAGGGGAGUUGCUGUGCAGGAGCUUCGUUAGAGGAGGUGUUGCGUGUUGCUGGCCUCCAGGUUGAAUUCCUCUACACAGCGAGAAUGGGAGCUUAUAUACACGUCCAGCGGACGUGGAACGGAAGUACAAGUUGCCGGUGUCGACCCCCCACCCCUCCAUGUCUAGACUCGUCAGAGAAACUGGCGCGACUCUAGGCGACUAGGCUUUGGCAGAACUCCGUUGCUAUGGGAUGCGGCUAGGCUGUUAUAGGGGAGAGUAUCCACUACAGCACCAUAUCCAGAUCUGUUCACUAUAUAUAAGUCAACAUGUGUGCCAAAUUUGGUGCUUUUAUCACAAAAUGCGCAAUUGGUUAAAAUAGUGAGGUUACGCCAUGCGACUACUAGUGAAGAUGGCAGGUUAUUGAAGUUCUCAAGGAAGAAUGUCAUUCUUCAUACAUAUGCAAAUUAUGCCCUUGAUCACUAUUAAAACAGAAAUUUAAAUAUAUUUUACAUGGAUGUCGGUAACAUGUUUAUACGUGAAUCUGUAUUACAUAAAAUAAACGAUGCAACAUAUACAAAGGCUCUUAUUUUUCAAUUGAAAGGCGCAAUAAAAGCCCCUUAUGCACAAGCUACAACAAACAAUACCGUAAUAUAUAGUCAUAGUAGAUACAACCCAAGUGACAUCUUAUCAUACCAUGAACCCAUCAAAAUGGCACCUUACCAG
Molecule: messenger RNA, 3958 nt
Organism: Homarus americanus (American lobster)
Lineage: Eukaryota; Metazoa; Arthropoda; Malacostraca; Decapoda; Nephropidae
Product: facilitated trehalose transporter Tret1-like
Exons: 9
Coding region: 30-1508 (492 amino acids)
Biological process (GO): carbohydrate transport; transmembrane transport
Cellular component (GO): membrane
Molecular function (GO): sugar transmembrane transporter activity
Source: RefSeq, a predicted model, not a curated record